AUGCCUCGAAUUAGAACUAUGAAUUCAAGAAAACCACCUGAAGGUUGGGAUAAAGUAGAAUCCUUUUUAGAUGAAAUGAAUAAGAAAAUGAGAAGUUUAGAAAAUGAAGAUACAUCUAAAAAGAGAAAAAAUGAAAUAUUAUGGCCUAUAUUCCAAAUAAAUCAUCAAACAGCUCGUUAUAUAUAUGAAUUAUACUAUAAAAAGAAAGAAAUAUCAAGAGAUUUAUAUGAUUAUUUAGUUCAAGAAAAGUAUGUUGAUGGUGCUCUAAUUUCUAAGUGGAGAAAGCAAGGUUAUGAAAAUUUAUGCUGCCUAAAAUGCAUUCAAAUAUCUGAUAGUAACUUUAAUAAUACUUGCAUUUGUAGAGUCCCAAAAAGUAAUCUAGGAAAUAAGGUUCUACAAUGCGUAAAUUGUGGAUGUAGAGGUUGUGCUAGCGGAGAUAAAUAA
Messenger RNA from Plasmodium relictum, 444 nucleotides. RefSeq names its product G10 protein, putative. Gene Ontology annotation, biological process: mRNA splicing, via spliceosome. The transcript is spliced from 3 exons. Bases 1 to 444 code for a protein of 147 amino acids. The record is from RefSeq and is a predicted model, not a curated record. Lineage: Eukaryota; Apicomplexa; Aconoidasida; Haemosporida; Plasmodiidae. Gene Ontology annotation, cellular component: nucleus; spliceosomal complex.